Micropterus dolomieu (smallmouth bass) is the source of this 750-nucleotide messenger RNA. RefSeq names its product proline-rich receptor-like protein kinase PERK10. The record is from RefSeq and is a predicted model, not a curated record. The transcript is spliced from 4 exons. Lineage: Eukaryota; Metazoa; Chordata; Actinopteri; Centrarchiformes; Centrarchidae. The annotation marks the transcript as partial.
AGCACCCCACCGCCGCGCAGCAAACAACCAAAAUGCCCAAAUGCCACGCAAGUAGUGGAGCCUCCCAUCGUACCCCUCCCACACCCCAAGCCCUCUGUGUCUAAUGUGGAGCAGGUCCGGAGCAGCAAGGACCCCGCCCAAGGACAGAACGGCCCAACAGCCCAGACCCGAAGGUCGGCCCACCCCCAGGAGGCAAUGCCACUCAGGCCAGGUCAGGCCAGAAGACCCCCACCCCCGCGCCCUUCCCUCCCUAGCAGCGAAGCAUCCCACACACAAAUCCCCACCGUCCCCAAAGAAAAGAGACAGCAAUCACCCCGCGACAGCAGCAACAGCCCCUCAGCCCUAGGGAGUCAGCAGAUGCACCUAGCCCCUAGGACUCAACACGACCACAAUCCAGAGGGCCGCGACGCGACUGCGAAGCAACCAUCGACACACCCCAAAGCACAAUCCCUCCAUACACAGGAUCCCGGCACAACCACCAAGCAUCCAGUCCGGGCACUAAAAUCCAGAGGAGACACCCCCCAACCAACUCAAAAAGGACCAGCCCGCACCCCCAACCCACCCCGACACACAGAGAGGCAGCCAAGCACCGAGCGCCACAACAUCCGCACAGCGCGCGAGUCAAAAUCACCACCCUCGCACCGAUACCAACAACCGCGCGACACCCAAGCAGAGUGGCUACCCACCCCGCAGCAACGGCACGCCGAAUACAGGGCAAACACCGGUCCCCCCGUCAAGCCCGCACCCUAG